Molecule: messenger RNA, 1433 nt
Organism: Coregonus clupeaformis (lake whitefish)
Lineage: Eukaryota; Metazoa; Chordata; Actinopteri; Salmoniformes; Salmonidae
Product: transcription cofactor HES-6-like
Exons: 4
Coding region: 283-993 (236 amino acids)
Biological process (GO): regulation of neurogenesis; anterior/posterior pattern specification; regulation of transcription by RNA polymerase II
Cellular component (GO): nucleus
Molecular function (GO): RNA polymerase II cis-regulatory region sequence-specific DNA binding; DNA-binding transcription factor activity, RNA polymerase II-specific; protein dimerization activity
Source: RefSeq, a predicted model, not a curated record
GAUUGGCUCUCGGGGUGUGUGCUCUGUUGUCCCCUGGCUAGUGCAGACAAACCACACAUUCAUAUGCAAAUUAGUCCUUAUAAAUACCUACAACAGCUCUUUAGCGCCAGCAGUACGUCUAGCGAAGAUUGUACAAUAAUCACAGGGCGUCUCGCCUGUCGUGUAUAGAUUUUCUCUGACCGGGUCCGUUUGCCAGCUGCUCUCUUUCACGGAUCGGGAAAAUAGCAGUGGAAUACAAACUGGGAUCUCAGACUGACUGUACGGCUCGGGCUCAAAACCAACAUGGCCCCCUCGGCUCUGCACAUCAAGAACGGAUUUGGCAUGGAUGAGGAUGACUACUACGGGAUUAAUAAAGGGGAUAGAAAGGCGAGAAAACCUUUGGUGGAGAAGAAGAGGCGUGCUCGUAUCAAUGAGAGUUUUCAGGAGCUCCGGACCUUGCUCGCUGACACGGACUCAAAGGUGGAGAACGCAGGGGUUCUGGAGAUGACGGUGAAAAAAGUGGAGCACAUUCUCAAGGAUCGUUCCCAAGAGACUGACAUCAUGAACCGGGAGGCCAGCGAGAGGUUUGCAGCAGGCUACAUCCAGUGCAUGCAUGAGGUCCAUAUGUUUGUGUCCAACUGUCCCGGGAUAGACGCGACGGUGGCGGCCGAGCUACUGAACCACCUGUUGGAGUGUAUGCCCUUGAACGAGGACCACUUUCAGGACAUGGUUAUGGAUAUAGUAUCGGACACUUCCAGCAACAACGGCAGCACCUGGCCAGCCGGCGAGGCGGUGUGCGCGGCCCUAGCAUCACCCGGAUGCAGAAGUAAAUCCAGUGGCUCUUCCUCGGCCCUCUCUCCUGCCGCCUCCACCACCUCCACCGAGGACCUGUGCUCUGACCUGUACGAGACAGACAGCGAGCAUAACCAGAGCGCUACCGACCCACUGGAGAACCAAGAGGCCCAGAACAGUCCCACUAUCACCUACUCCAAAUCCAUGUGGAGGCCCUGGUAGUGGCCCGUACUAGUCAACUGUCUGCCUUUGGGAUUUAAUAGAAUAGUUUGGAGUCUACCUGGCCCCAAGUUGUGACAUCUUCUGUUACCUGGAAAGCGCAUGACGCCGGAAAUUCACUUCCUGCUAUUGCGCAGUUGAGAACUGCUAAUGUUUGUUUUUGUAAAUAUCUCAAUAUGUAUAGAGGAUUUGCAUAAGAAAAAGCUCAUUUAGAGACCGAAAUAGUUCGGCAAUGUCUUGAAUAGGCUAUAAAAUAUUUUUUCCAGUGAAGAUUCGUACAGAAAAAAAAAAGGACCUUGGGGGUGUAGCCUAUAGUUUAUUGGCCCUGUAACCUUCAAAAUAAACGCUUAUAUUUCCCCCAACCACUUGACGCUGUAACAAUGUGUAGAAUGUUUUGUCCUUAAAAUGUCAAUGUGAUUAAUAAAAUAAUUUAAUGAAAAUGA